Molecule: messenger RNA, 1188 nt
Organism: Vicia faba (fava bean)
Lineage: Eukaryota; Viridiplantae; Streptophyta; Magnoliopsida; Fabales; Fabaceae
Source: the annotation of a GenBank genome assembly
AUGGAGAAUGAUUCAGGUUCACCACAGGGUCCGGUUACAUGUGGCUCGUGGAUUCGGAGACCUGAAAAUCUCAGUUUAGUUGUUCUCGGAAGGUCCAAGCGCGGGAAUUCUUCUCCUUCUUUGCUUCAGAUUUUCUCCUUUGACCCUAAAACUGUUUCCAUCUCUACUUCCCCUCUGGCCAAUUUUGUGUUAGAAGCAGAAGAAGGUGAUCCUGUUGCUGUUGCUGUGCACCCUAACGGCGAUGAUUUUAUGUGCUCUUUAAGCAAUGGUAGCUGCAAACUGUUUGAGCUGUAUGGUCAUGAAGCAAACAUGAAGCUCUUGCCCAAGGAGCUAACCCCUCUACAGGGUAUUGGUUCCCAAACAUGUAUUACAUUUAGUGUUGAUGGAUCUAAAUUUGCUGCUGGUGGCUUGGACGGACGUCUCAGAAUUAUGGAGUGGCCUAGCAUGCGCACAAUUUUGGAUGAACCUAAAGCACACAAAUCUGUCCGGGAUAUGGAUUUCAGUCUAGACUCGGAAUUUCUUGCUUCAACUUCUACUGAUGGUUCAGCAAGAAUCUGGAAAGUUGAAGAUGGUGUUCCUGUCACUACUUUGUCUCGCAACUCGGAUGAAAAAAUUGAAUUAUGCCGAUUUUCCAAGGAUGGAACCAAACCUUUUCUAUUCUGUGCCGUUCAAAAAGCAGGGGAUAAGUCUUUAACCGCAGUUUGGGACAUGGGUACGUGGAACAAAAUUGGGCAUAAGAGGCUGCUUAGAAAGUCGGCUUCAGUAAUGUCUGUUAGCCACGAUGGGAAAUACCUUUCUCUGGCAAGUAAAGAUGGAGACAUAUGUGUUGUUGAAGUAAAAAAGAUGCAGAUACACCAUUAUAGCAAGAGACUACACCUCGGCACAACUAUUGCAACGUUGGAGUUUUGUCCUAGUGAAAGGGUUGUACUUACAACCUCAGUAGAAUGGGGAGCAUUGGUCACUAAACUUAAUGUACCUAAAGAUUGGAAAGAGUGGCAGAUAUACUUGGUGCUUUUAGGACUAUUUUUAGUGUCAGCAGUUGCAUUUUACGUAUUCUUUGAAAACUCUGAUUCAUUCUGGGGAUUUCCAGUGGGAAAAAACCAACAAGCAAGACCAAGGUUUAAACCAAUGAUAAGAGACCCUCAAUCAUUUGAUGAUCAAAACUCUUGGGGACCCGUAGAUAUGUAA